Messenger RNA from Lactuca sativa (garden lettuce), 2581 nucleotides. RefSeq names its product putative disease resistance protein At4g10780. The record is from RefSeq and is a predicted model, not a curated record. Lineage: Eukaryota; Viridiplantae; Streptophyta; Magnoliopsida; Asterales; Asteraceae. Gene Ontology annotation, molecular function: ADP binding.
CUUCAAUAAAGCAAUCAGUGGGGCUGUUGAUAUAUUGGGCUUCUUCAUCACAGUUCGAACUACUUGUUCACAAACACACUUUACAAAACAGCAAGCAUUAGCACAAGCGCAUCUCAUCUAGUAGAUCGAGGUCUAUGUAAAAGCUAGAAUAUUGAAAGAUGGAGGAUGUUUUUGCAAUCAUUAGUCCUAUUGUUGAAUCAUUAAUGGUUCUUGUCAAAAAACAGCUAGGGUAUCUCCUUUCCUCAACAAAACAUGUUAGGAGCAUGAAUAUUGAAAGAUGAGGUUUGUAUCUGCAAUCAUUAGUCCUAUUGUGUAUCAUUAAUGGUUCCUGUCAAAAAACAGCUAGAUUAUCUUUUUUCCUCUACAAAACAUGUUAGGAACUUGAAUAUUGAAAGAUGGAGUUUGUAUCUGCAAUCAUAGGUCCUAUUGUUGAAUAUGUAUUUGCAAUCAUUAAUGGUUCUUGUCAAAAAACAGCUAGGUUAUCUCUUUUCCACCACAAAACAUGUUAGGAAUAUGAAUACUAAAAUGAAGCAACCGGAUUGUACAAGCCGUGAUGUCAAAAAUCACAUGGAAACAAACAACAUAAGUAAUCUGGAGAUGCUUACUCGUGCUUGUGUAACAGGGUGGUUAAAAGAUGUGGAAAAGAUUAAGGAAGAUGCUCAAAUCGUUUCAAGUAUAAGGAAUGGAUGUUUUAACUUGAAAAUGAGGUAUCGAGGAGGAAGGAAUGCAUUCAAGAUUAUAGAGGAGAUGGGAAGUCUUAUUGAAGAAAAUAGUAAGAUAAUUUGGAGUGAUGUUCAAAAACCUCUUGGAAAAGUGAAUUCUCAAAACGCAUCUACUUUAGCAUUGUGGGAUGGUGAUGCCCAAAAUUACUUGAAAUUGAGAGAGAAAAGUUUUAAAGAUGCACCCAAGUUCCUUCAACAAGAUCACACGAGCCAAGUGAUAGCCCUAUAUGGAAUGAGAGGUGUAGGGAAAACCACAAUGACGGAACACUUGAAAAAGGCUGCAGAAGAUAAGAAAAUGUUUGAUUGGAUCGUGAAGGCGGUUAUUGGACAAAAGAUUAACAUGUUAUCUAUUCAGCAAGCUGUAGCAGAAUAUAUAGGUCAAUCUCUAAUAGAAAUGAGUAUAACAGCAAGAGCUGAUCGUCUUCCUAUAAGGUAUGGGAAGAUGUUUGAAGGACAAAAAAAGGUGUUAGUGAUAUUAGAUGGUUUUUUGCCCCUUGCAGUUAAACUCAUUGAGAUAAGCUAUACCACCUAUUUAAAAGAAGAGGAGAAAAGGAUUUUUCUGCUUUGUGGUUUGUUUCCUGAUGACUUUCAUAUUCCAAUCGAGGAACUCACAAGAGACAUAUCUCCAUACAUAAGCAAGCAAAGAUCAUGCAUUUUAACACACCCAAUGUAAUUGCUAUCGAUCAACAAAUUUGUAUUUUUAAGAUUCUGCACACAUGUUUUUGUCUUGUCUCGUAUCUCCAACAACAGAAACAUCAUUUAACAUACGAUUGUUAAAUGAUGUUUCUGCUGUGGGAGAUGAAGAGAGACAGAACAAAAACAUGUGUGCAGAAUCUUAAAAAUACAAAUUUGUUGAUCGAUAUCAAUUACACUGGGUGUGUUAAAAUGCAUUAUCUUUGCUAGCUUUUGUGUUAGGUAGAGUUGCUAAAGGUGUCUUUUCAUGGAUAAUCAACCAUGGUGAUAUUUCAAAGUGUAGUAGAGCUGAGAUGAGAAAGUCUUACAAAACAAUUUCUAUUACUUGCACAGGUUUGUCUGAGUUUCCUAGUGACUCAGUACCCAAGCCCUAUCACUUUUGAGACUUAUGCAUGGAGAUAAGUCUCUUAGGUUUACCGAAGAGUUUUAUGAAAAGAUGGAAAAUCUUGAAGUUUUAGCAUAUGAAAAAAUUCUCAGUUUUGCUCAUUGUGGCAUCUGAAAGUUACUAUCAACAAUUGGAAAAUAGAAGGAGCUAAAGUUUCUAUAUUUGGAUAGUCUACCGAAGUUGACUGCUCUUUGCAACACUGCUAAUGUAAUUGAGCUACCACAGCUAGUGGAGUUGAUACUUGAUGGCCUUCCUUAUUUCACUAGCAUUUAUCCUGAGAAAACAUCUGCAACAUCUUCUAUGUCCAAUAAUAUCUCUGCAAUUCAAUUUAUCUUGAACAGAGAUGCUGAUUCCUAAUGUGGAGAUAUUGUUAAUUGGGAGGAUGAAUAAGCUGAAAGAGAUAUGGCCUUAUCAAUUUAGUAGUAGCGACGAAGUUGAUACUUGCAUGUUGAGAAAGAUUGAAGUGAAUCUGUUUCAAACCAAUCCCAUGUCUUUGCUGGGUUAUCUGGAAGAGCUUCAUGUUAUUUAUUGUGGAAGCAUUAAAAUGUUAUUUAAAAUCGAGAUGAGUUGUGUUGGUGAAAUUGAAAAACAUAGUAGCAACUUGAGACACAUUCAUGUAUAUAAGUUGGGGAAGCUAAGAGAGUUGUGGAGGAUGAAAGGAGAAAGUAGCCAUGAUAUCCUGAUCCGCAUGAGAUGGCAUUGAACUUUCUAAUUCUAUUUCUAUUUUGAUGUUAGAGAACCUAUGUAUAUGUGUCUCUAUAUAAACACUCCCACAUGUGUA